AAACUUGCUGCAUUUUGGAAAGACAAACAAUACCUCAUCAUCGACGAGAAGUCCAUGUUAUCUCGCAGGUUCUUGGCCAAAAUAUCAGCAAAUGUUGCAAAAGGAAAGUCUUUGGCUGGUGAAGAAGGAAAUGACCAAGCAUUUGGAGGAGUCAAUGUGAUUAUCAUUGGAGAUUUUCAUCAAUUUCCACUGGUAGCAGUGAAGAAGAGCGCAGCCUUGUAUUAUCCCUGUGAUUCAUCAAAGGACACAGCAGAGGACAUGCUGGGUCGGAAGAUUUAUGGGCAAUUUACGACCAUUGUUCAUCUCAAAGAACAAGUUCGUGUUACUGAUCCUGAAUAGAACGAACUUCUGCAUCAUGUGCGGCAUGGCAGUUGUCGUGCUCACCAUAUUCAGCUGCUUCAUUCACUUGUUCUAACAAAUCCCUAUUGUCCACCAACCAAUUUCAAUUCUGCUCCAUGGAAUGAUGCAGUACUCAUUAUGCCCUGCAACGCAGUACAUUGCCAGUGGAACUCUAACAUGACAAAGAAUCACUGUCGAAGAAGUGGACAUCAGCUUUUCAUGUGCAAGGCAUAUGACACCAUUCAAGGGCACGAGCUAACGUUGACAGAAAGAUUCACAGUCACAACAAAGCCUAAUGGAAGAAAUGCUAAACAAGACGAACGAGCAGCUUUGCCAAACAUCAUUGAACUUGCAGUUGGAAUGAAGGUCAUGGUGACCUUCAAUGUCAACACAGAUAUCGAUAUUGCAAAUGGAGCACGAGGUGAAGUAAAGGAGAUUAUAUUGGAUGAACACGAGAGCAAAUUCUGCAUGACAACGCCUAUUGUGGAGUUAGACUAUCCUCCUGCAUAUGUCCUCAUCAAGUUGAACUGCACCAAAGUCAAAACCCUCGAACUGUUGGAGAAGGGUGUUUUGCCAUUGACUCCUUUGCAAUGAACUUUUUGAGUUAUUGUCAAUGGUAAUGAACAGGUGGUAACACGGAAGCAGCUUCUGCUUACACCAGCAUAUGCAUUCACCAAUUAUUGAUCUCAGGGACAAACAAUCAGUAACACAAUCAUCGAUAUCGCUAUGCCACCAAGUGGUGGACUUUCCCUGUUCAAUGUAUAUGUCGCACUCUCUCGAGGACAUGGUCAUGACAAUAUACGACUACUGCGGGAUUUUGAUGAAAAGCUGCUCACAACUCACCCAAGUGAAUAUCUUCAGAUUGAAGACCAACAAAUUAUGAAGCAUGACCGAAUAACAGAGGA
Suillus subaureus is the source of this 1244-nucleotide messenger RNA. RefSeq lists its product as uncharacterized. The coding region runs from base 478 to 933 and encodes 151 amino acids. The record is from RefSeq and is a predicted model, not a curated record. The transcript has a single exon. NCBI's taxonomy places the organism in Eukaryota, Fungi, Basidiomycota, Agaricomycetes, Boletales, Suillaceae.